Messenger RNA from Xenopus laevis (African clawed frog), 8935 nucleotides. RefSeq names its product plexin B1 L homeolog (gene plxnb1.L). Gene Ontology annotation, biological process: regulation of cell shape; negative regulation of cell adhesion; positive regulation of axonogenesis. Lineage: Eukaryota; Metazoa; Chordata; Amphibia; Anura; Pipidae. The transcript is spliced from 39 exons. The coding region runs from base 837 to 7508 and encodes 2223 amino acids. The record is from RefSeq and is a predicted model, not a curated record. Gene Ontology annotation, cellular component: semaphorin receptor complex; plasma membrane. Gene Ontology annotation, molecular function: semaphorin receptor activity.
AAUUCGGAGCGGCUUGGAGGCAGAUUGAUAUGUGUAGGGGAGAGAGGAGCAGGCGGAGUGGCCGGUGAUAGUCCCACGUUGCGCUCACACAGACCCGGAGAAGAUCGUGUGACUGAGGGAGCGGAAGGAUCUAUUGGCUUGUUUGUGGGGCGGGAGAAUCACAGGAGACUCUGGGCUGCAAGAGGGACAUCAGUGUCUGGAGACUCAGUGUGAGGGACCGGCUGUGACAGGAGACUGAGCUGCCAUACUGCUUGUGCUCGUCUGUGAUUGGAUUACUGCGCCGGUGAGCAUGGACUCAUUCCCUUAGACACAAGCGGAUCAUUGCGCACAAGGUGUGCACAGCUCAGAGACUGAUGACAGGGAAGAGCAGAUUCUAAUCACUGCAUUAAGGACAAAUGGAAUUCUUAUUUGAUGGGUCAGAAUCUUCCCGAAUGCAGUUACAUUUGGACCUACAGUAAAGCUACAUGAACCGAGUUUUAGGUUUAUGGAGAUAUAGCUCCAUCCAGACAAUGUCAUCUUUCGUUUCUGAAGAUCCUGGAAUACAAUGUGGAUCCAAGUUCUGUAAAUCGUUGCCGUCCUGUAGCCAGAGUUCUGGUUUUUAUCUCCCAGAAAACUCCAGAUACCGAUUUCCUGCCCUUGGGAUUUACUGUCUCUCUCAUCUUUAUGUCAAUACUGUGGUUUAGUGCCGUGUAUCUGGGUUAAUUUCCUGCGUGACACACAGUGAUGGGACUUUGGUACCCGAGCCGUAUAAAUUACAGCUAGACAGUCUGCACCGGCUUAAUGGAAGGUGGCCAUUGAGCAGAGAGCACUAAUGAGUCUCGCUGAGUGAUGUAUGAAUGAUCACCAUGCCUCCAGGAACGCUGCUUCUUGCCGCCUUUUGUUUCCUCUGGGCACCAAUCUCUGGGACCAUCCCGUACGUGGCUUUUGUACAGAACAACACGGCAUUCAACCACCUCACCCUGGAUGCCAACACAGGCACCUUGUACAUCGGGGCUACAAACUCCCUUUACCAGCUGACUGAGGAUUUAUCUGUGGAAAUGAUGGUCAGGACUGGGCCGGUUUGGGACAGCAAGGAAUGUUUACCCCCUGUGUCCACGGACUGCCCCCAAGCACAGAACACAAACAAUCAUAACAAACUCCUGCUUGUGGUCCCCAGCAAAAAGGAACUUAUAGUUUGUGGCAGUGUCUACCAAGGAAUCUGCGAAUCAAGGCGUCUGGGGUCCCUACAAAUGGUUCUCUUCAGGCCAGAGAGACCAGUAGACACACAAUACGUUGCUGCAAAUGACCCCAACGUUACCACGGUUGGCCUGGUUGCACUUUCUAAAGACGGAUCCCCUCUUUUGUUUGUGGGUCGGGGCUACACAAGUAAGGGAGCUGGUGGCAUCCCUCCAAUUACCACUCGGAACUUGGAGGUGGGCGGUGUAAGUGAAAUGGAGUCCCAUUCAGUCUUCUCCUACGAAGAUACAGCCAAAUUGGCAGUGGUAGGGCGGCUCUCGGAGUACAACCACCAUUUCAUUAAGGCCUUCACCCACGGGUCCAAUGUUUACUUCCUGUUCUAUCGCAGGGAUCUUAAAUCACAGUCCAGAGAAUACAAAACCUACAUUUCUCGCAUCUGCCCCAACGACUCCCACUAUUAUUCCUACGUGGAACUGCCUCUGAGUUGCCGAACUAAGGAAAAAAGUUACAACCUUCUUCAGGCAGCCUAUGUCACUCAGCCUGGGGAGAGGUUGGCCAAGGGCGUCUUGAACACCGAAGGGGAUGUCUUGUUUGCCGCAUUCUCCCAGUGGCAGGCGGCAUCCGGAAAGGUGGGCGAGGAGUCUGGCUUGUGCUUAUACUCUAUGGAUCUUAUAGAUCGUUUAAUUAAUCAGACAAGGGACACCUGCUACACCAAGGACGGCAAAGCCGAGGACGGGCGAGAGGUGGCGUACAUUGAAUACGACGUGAAAUCCAACUGUGUCCAGUUGCCGUCUGAUACUCUCGAUGCCUAUCCAUGCGGCUCAGAUCAUACGCCCAGCCCAAUGGCAAGCAAGGACCCCCUGGAAGCCACUCCUUUGUUUGAGAGCGAUGCCACUCGUUUCACCGCCAUUGCCGUGCAUGUGGAGGGGGAACACACUAUCGCUUUCAUUGGAGACAGCAGAGGACACCUUAACAAGGUGUAUCUGGGAGGAGAUCAGAACACUGAGCACUAUUCCUCUGUUGACACCAAAUCAAACUCAGCCGUUUUGCCAGAUCUUUUAUUCGACCAGGCGGAGAGAUACCUGUAUAUCCUAACUCAGUCCACGGUGAUGAAAGUGCCACUUUCAGAAUGUUCCACGUUUACAGACUGCGACUCGUGUCUGUCUGCCGGGGAUCCCUACUGUGGCUGGUGUGUGCUUCAUGGCAAAUGCAGCCGGAGCUACGAGUGUCUGCGCUCAGGGCAGAAGAACCAGUGGCUCUGGGCCUACGAUCAGAACCAGCAGUGUCUGACAGUCCAGUCUCUGAGUCCGGCAAAUAUCAGCAAAGAAGAAAAGAGAAAUGUUUUUUUAUCAAUCCCUGAUUUACCGGCCCCGGAUCCCGAAGAGUCUUAUUCCUGCUUCUUUGAAGAUUUCGAGAGCCGCGCGGUUAUAAAAGACACUGGAGUGAUGUGUCCGUCUCCAGAUCCAAACAAGACUCCUGUGAUCAAGCCUGGGACAGAUCAUGUGCAGGUGAAGCUUGUUCUGCGCUUCGGAGAGGUGACCAUAUCCAGCACUGAGUUCACCUUCUACGACUGCAUGGCUGUGGCCCAGCUUUAUAAGAACGCUCCGUGCCGUGGUUGUGUGAGCAGUGACUGGGGCUGUAACUGGUGCAUCCAACAGCAUCACUGCACUCAUAAAGCAACGUGUGAGGAGGGGACCAUUAUCUACAACAAGCUGACUCAGGUUCCAUUCGUGGAUCCAACCUUUCCUCCGGAAGUUCCCACUAAGUUGAUUUCCACUGUCCUACUUUCCACCGUUGCUCUGGAAACAAGUCCAAGUGAAGCCCCAGUGACCACUGAAAGUACCACACCAAGCACUACUACACUUACAACAAUCCCAGAGACCUCACCUACAACAUUCCCACCAACCACCAUCCCAACUACUUUUCCUGUUACUACGACUGCUGUUAGUCCAGAAACAACUACCGUUCUACAGCCUGAUCCAACCACAGGCAUCUUGGACUUUGCCACAGAAGACACCAUUCCAGAUAUCACAAUGGAACCUUCCACAGAAGAACCAAUGAGCCACCCCACCACAAUCCCAACCACCAUGUUUAUAGAUAUGGCCACAAGCCCUCCCAUCACAGAUAAUGAGUAUGUAGCUGUCACAUCAGAACAAAGCAUGCUCCAAGAGAUGAUAACUACAGAAAGUUCCACUACAUCUUAUAUGGCCACAACACCAAUCCCUGUUCCUCCACCAACCGUUCCUGAAACAGAAGAGGAAAAUGCAUGGACACCCACAAUGCUCCUUCCUACGCAAGAAGAAUUGACUUCUGCUGUCCAGCCUAUCACAACCCCUAACAAGGUAUCCAGUGUCACCUCCUUGGCUGGAUAUCAUGAUGAGUUUGACAGUGAAAUACCUUACUCCGAAGAGCCACCUACAGUUCCCACUGAGGAUAACACAGAGGAAAACUUGGACCAAACGGAGGCAGAUGAUUGGGUAGACUCGGCCAGUAUGGACAAUGACACUUCAUCCUUUUCAGCUUCCACUAUCCUUUCUGGAGACGGGGAGAGCGACGGAGUCUCACCAAGUUUCCCUGGCAUCCUUCAGUCUGAUCUGGAUUAUCAGUUUGAUUCUCCAGGACUCAUCGAGAUGGAUGAAGAAGAACUUGUAUGGGGCCCGGAGUCCUGUCCGUGUGUAGAAAGUAUCCAGAGCUCCUCCCUGCUGCCUGUCAACGUGGAAAGGAAAAUCACAUUGGUUGGAAAGAACUUCCAUCACUACCAGGACCAACAGAUGGACUAUGACUGUGUUCUGCUGCUGGAUGGCAGGAGUGUGGUCACUGACGCUGUGCUGGAACUGGACCCAGAGGAGCAAUCCAAGUAUUAUAUUACAUGUCAGCUGCACCAGUACAGUUACUCUGCGCUGCAGCUGGAGUUUAAUGCGAUGGUGUUUGUGCGGUUACAGAGUUACCUGCGAGUAGACAGCACUGAAGAUCUCUAUGUGACCCUCUAUAACUGCUCAGUGGGACACUCAGACUGCAGCCGCUGCCAGACAGCCGACCCCAAGUAUAACUGUGUGUGGUGCGGAGGGAGCCAGCCAAGCUGCAUGUAUCAGGAGUCGUGCAAGGAGAAGGUGGAAGGAACCUGCCCGGCCCCACUCAUCCAUUUGAUCGAGCCUCUGUCGGGCCCCAUAGAGGGUGGAACCAGAAUCACCAUCACCGGAUCCAACUUGGGACAGAAGCUGGAGGACAUAUUGGACACUGUGACCGUGGCUGGAAUUCAGUGCCAGGUUGAUCUCCUACAAUAUGAGAUUUCCAGCAGCAUUGUGUGUGUGACUGCGAGAAGCAAUACUGAGAGACUGGGCCACGUGGCUGUGGAAGUUCCUGGUGGAGGCCACGGCAUUUCCAGCCAAGUCUUUUCCUACCAGAAUCCUGUACUGCACUCCUUUUCCCCAACUCGCGGCCCAAAAUCUGGGGGGACUCGUUUGACUCUCACAGGGACCAAACUUCUGACUGGCCGCCCCAGUGACAUCACCGCUCUGAUCGGAGAUAUUCCGUGUCACAUCUACUCGGAGAUGCAGGAGAACAUGCUGGAAUGUCUGACUGGACCCAGUAACAGUACUGCAGACUUGCAAGUAACCAUUAAGUAUGGAGACCAAGAGCUGAGAACAUACGAGUCUCUCUUCACUUACACUGCUGAUCCAAACAUCACCUCGGCCAGCCCAGCCAAGAGCUUCAUCAGUGGAGGACGUGUGAUAUUUGUGUCUGGCCAGAAUUUGGAUGUGGUACAGGCCCCAAAGAUACGGGUAACUGUGUCCCCGAGAGAAAAGCGCAGAAGACGCAGCUUUAAGAGGCAUCGGCGCAUUGUCCCUGAGACAGAAUGUCCGGAGAAUGACCUGUGCACUGUGGAGAAGUUUGAAGAGUUGUGUUUGAUCAACUCGUCGUUCCUGCUCCUGUGCAAAACACCAGCCAUUAACCGCUUGCACUGGAAUUCCCAAGUGAACGUCGAGUUUAUUCUGGAUAAUCUGCAUUUUAACUUCAGGGCUGUCAACUCCGUUCCAUUCACCUACGAGCCAGACCCAGUGCUCAAACAGCUUAAUCCAGAGGAUCCAGUGAAACCUUAUCGGCACAAGCCUGGCAGUGUCAUCUCGGUAGAGGGAGAGAAUUUGGACUUGGCCGUCACCAAAGAUGAGAUGAUUGCAAUGAUUGGAGACGGGGUUUGCAUGGUGAAGACCCUCACAAGAAACCAUCUGUAUUGUGAGCCUCCUGAGAAGCAGCCAGCUCCUCGCCAGCCUCAGAAAAGAGAAGGGGUGGAUUCUUUGCCGGAGUUUACAGUUCAGAUUGGGCGCAUGUACUUGGUCCUGGGGAAGGUUCAGUACGACACAGAGAGCCAACUAACGUUCCCCCUGGAAGCUCAGAUCGGCCUGGGAGUUGGCACAUCUUUUGUAGCCUUGAUUGUCCUCAUUAUAGUCUUGAUUUACAGGCGGAAGAGCAAACAGGCCCUGCGGGACUAUAAGAAAGUCCAGAUCCAGUUGGAGAACUUGGAAACCAGUGUCAGAGAUCGCUGCAAGAAGGAAUUCACAGACCUGAUGACCGAAAUGAUGGACCUUACCAGUGACCUGGUUGGCACCGGUAUCCCAUUCCUGGAUUACAAAUCCUACGCAGAGAGGAUUUUCUUCCCUGGUCACCGAGAGUCGCCAUUGCAGAGAGACUUAGAUGUGCCAGAAGGUCGACGGCAGACAGUAGAACAGGGCUUGGUCCAGCUCUCCAACCUUCUUAACAGCAAGCUCUUCCUUACCAAGUUUAUACACACCCUGGAAAGCCAGCGCACAUUUUCGGCAAGAGACCGAGCCUACGUGGCAUCUCUUCUAACUGUAUCUCUGCAUGGAAAGUUGGAAUACUUCACUGACAUCUUGAAGACGCUCCUGAAUGAUCUGGUGGAACAGUACGUGGCCAAGAACCCAAAGCUCAUGCUAAGAAGGACAGAGACAGUGGUGGAGAAGCUGCUGACCAACUGGAUGUCCAUCUGUCUAUAUGUGUUUGUGAGGGAUUCAGCCGGAGAACCACUUUAUAUGUUGUUCCGUGGGAUAAAGCACCAAGUGGACAAAGGACCAGUAGACUGUGUGACGGGGAAGGCCAAAUACACUCUGAAUGAUAACCGCCUACUGAGGGAUGACGUAGAAUACAAAACUCUGACGCUGAAUGCCAUAAUGCAAACUAACACUGGCAUCACUUGCGAAGAGGAACAAGGUUUGCCGGUGAAAUUACUCGACUGUGACACCAUCACUCAAGUGAAAGAAAAGAUCCUUGACCAGAUUUACAAGGGAACCGCAUGCUGUCACCGACCGAACCCUGAAGCUCUGGACUUGGAAUGGAGAUCAGGGCUGGCCGGUCAUCUCAUCCUUUCUGAUGAAGAUCUGACAUCAGUGGUGCACGGGUCUUGGAAACGAGUGAAUACAUUGCAGCAUUACAAGGUUCCAGAUGGAGCGACAGUGGCUUUGGUGCCCCGUCUAAGCAAACACAUCCACCCAGAAAACCACGACUACAUCCCAGGAGAGAAGACCCCUAUGCUGGAAGAUGCAGACGAGGGUGGGAUAAGGGUUUGGCACCUUGUUAAACCGACGGAUGAACCAGAACUUCUGAAACACAGACGGGGAAGUCUACGAGACAGAGAGCGUGCCAAAGCCAUUCCUGAAAUCUACCUGACUCGCCUGCUCUCCAUGAAGGGAACUCUGCAGAAGUUUGUAGACGACCUUUUCCAGGUCAUACUGAGCACCAGCCGGCCCGUUCCCCUCGCUGUCAAGUAUUUCUUCGAUCUCUUGGAUGAGCAGGCCACCAGCCAUGGUAUCAAUGACCCAGAGACCAUCCACAUAUGGAAAACAAACAGUUUGCCAUUGAGGUUUUGGAUCAACAUCAUCAAAAACCCCCAGUUUGUAUUUGAUGUGCAGACGUCGGACAAUGUGGACGCUGUGCUGUCAGUCAUUGCACAAACCUUUAUGGAUUCCUGCACUCUAGCUGACCACAAGUUAGGAAGGGAUUCCCCCAUAAACAAGUUGCUUUAUGCCAGAGACAUCCCGCGCUACAAGCAGAUGGUAGAGAGGUAUUAUGCCGACAUCCGGCAAACCAUCUCAGCCAGUGACCAGGAAAUGAAUUCAGCACUAGCGGAACUUUCAAGGAAUUGCUCAGGUGAACUUAAUUCUUUGGUGGCUCUGCACGAACUCUACAAGUACAUUAAUAAAUACUAUGAUCAGAUUAUAGAAGCACUGGAAGAGGACUCUACAGCCCAGAAGAUGCAGUUGGGUUACAGACUACAGCAGAUCGCUGCCGCUGUGGAGAACAAAGUAACUGACUUGUGACCAAGACUCAAAGACUUGUAUAUUUGUGGCCAAACAGACCCUUGCACAGAGCUCUCGCCGUCUCCAAGAUGCCACCCUACCGGCAUGGAUGACCUGAAAAUACGCUGACGGCGGGAGCGCACACAGAAGGCGAUUGUUCAUGAAACAGAAAUAUUUUUUAUACUUUUUUUUAAUGAACAGUAAUAACAUUUGUUCUUUUGGUUUUUAAAUCUCACGAAUGGGACAAUGUAGUUAUCCUGGAUGUUGAACAAGUCCAGGAUACCUCUAUCUGCCCGCGUGCCAAGUCUAUGUAUUUGUAACCGUGCACAACGGGAGAGACCCAUGGACGCAGUUUGGACAAUGACUGGUGUUUGUGGAUCCGAGGCACGUGGUGGGUCACCGGCCUUCUCUACUGGCUGAAGAAGUGGCACAGCCUUUGCUGCCAAUCUAAUGAAGUCACUGAAACUGCUCCCUGAGUGAUCUAGAGUGUUCUAGACUCUCUCUGCUGCCAAUCGGCUAUCAGUAUGGGCAAAGUACUGUAGAUGCUACGUGUUUUACUUGAUCUUCUGUCUUCAUUUGACUGUCCUGUUGUUAUGUUGUGUCUCUGUGUGCGUGUGCUGAACCUUCACACCGACCAGUAGUAACUAACUAGCUGUAGGACAGGUAUACUGAUGAUAGGUCUAACCUCUUUCACCCCAUCAUUUUAAUUUGCCUCUCAUUUGUAAUAGUUCAACACAAGCAGAAUUUGAUCAUGUUCCGUCUUCUUUUAUAUCGACCCCUAACCCCAUUCUUCAUUGCCACCGUUCAACCAAUGACGUGAUCCAAGCUGGUUGAAAAGCUGUAGGAACCUCGGAUGCCGACAUCACCAGCACCAUCAACUCCAUCGUUGCUCAAUGCAUCUUUCAUGGCUGCACUAAACAGAGCUAGAUGCAAUGCAUAUAUUUAUUAGCCUAAUGGACGAGCCUAAUUUAGCACUGUCUCUUUAUGUUGUAGAGCAACACUGCCCCCCGCUCCGUAGGAUCCCACGUCUUGUGGCUUUUUUUGCUGCUUUCAACUGGACAUGUAAAUACGGUAGUAAUGAAAGAAAAAUAUUUAAAUACUAAAGGAGAACUGUAAUUUAUUUUCAAAGACCACAGGCUACUCUGGGCAACCGCCGCCUCUUCUAUUCUUCCCCUUCGCGUUUCGCCGCAAGAAUCCCACUUUUCACUGUGUUUUAUUCCUUAAAAAAAUUAGAAUUCAUGGUCCGACUAAUAAAAAAGAAAACAGAGAGCCCCUCCCCCGUAAGAGAAAUCAUAAGGAAUAGACUAAUAAUUUAUAGGCAGUGCUCAGAAUGCUACAGAUCUGUGAAAUUAAGAUCCAUGAAUGUAAAAAAAAUUACUAGGAAAAAUAAUUUUAAUGAGAAUAAAGUAGUUCUUUCACAGAUUACUUAAUAAACUUUAAUAUGUCUA